UUACACUCGCGGGCUCGUCCUUUUCUAACUUUUAAUAGAAAAUUCUUUCUUUACCCGGGCGGGCAACGAAGGGGCGCACGUACGUCAAUUAUAUGUUCCCCACAUCCACUUCACGCAUUUUCCAUAAAAUAUGGGUAAGUGAGUAAAAUAGAACACAUCGCACUCAACUGAAGCAAAAAUGGACACCAAACUGCUGUUUGGCUGUCUGUUUUCAUAUUUGUUUACAUUAUUAUUUGACUUUGGGAAAGCCAAAUGGUCACCAGAGAAAUGUAGUGAAGUUGGUUAUUCUCCCAAUCUUCUUUGUGGAUCUUGUGAUGAUUUAAAACAAUUUAACCUUUCCUCACUAGAAGAAACUUGCAGAAAUUGUUGUGAAACUGGAAAGGACGAAAAUGCAGAACAAAGGCACGCAAAGGUAACUUUAAAAGUGUGUCAAUGAAAAAUUGGAAGAUAUCCUCAAAUCCAAGCUUUUAUAAAAGGAGAUAAGAAAGAUAAGUUUGCAAAUCUUAAAAUUCAGUAUGAACGUGGCGCCAAUCCACAACUUUUGUUGCAUGAUGAUUCCGAUGCUGUGAAAGAGGUUCUGAGCAUUGAUAAAUGGGACACAGACACGAUUGAUGAGUUUUUGAUGGAGAAGUUACGACGAUAAACAAUGUAAAUUACUGCAUUCAUUUAAUAUAAACAACAAUUAGGAUAUAAUGUUUUUGUAUGAAAGAUUCUCUGUGUUUUUGAUGCUUCAUUUACUCACUUAAAACUAAUCGAUUAUAGUUAACCAAGAGUAAGUUUUCAACAGAAAAUUUGUUUGAAAAAAAGUCACCUUAUAAAAAAGUUUAGCGUGGUAAGAUUUUGCAAAUUUAUUUAUUGUUGUGUAGGGAUUUUUAGAAUUAUUAUUAUUAUUGUAAUUAUUAUUACUUUUUUGCUAGAUAUUUUUAUAACUAGCUUGGUAUGAGGAUGCCACCAUUUUUAGUUCUUUAUAAUACUUAGAUAUAUACAAAAUAUUUUAUGAUUGUUUGCAUUUAAAACCUUCGGUUAUGUACACAUGAUAUAAGUAUUAUAUAGAACUUACAACAA
Molecule: messenger RNA, 1065 nt
Organism: Hydractinia symbiolongicarpus
Lineage: Eukaryota; Metazoa; Cnidaria; Hydrozoa; Anthoathecata; Hydractiniidae
Product: selenoprotein F-like
Exons: 4
Cellular component (GO): endoplasmic reticulum lumen
Molecular function (GO): oxidoreductase activity
Source: RefSeq, a predicted model, not a curated record